Onychomys torridus (southern grasshopper mouse) is the source of this 1509-nucleotide messenger RNA. Its product is annotated as platelet glycoprotein Ib alpha chain-like. The coding region runs from base 60 to 1118 and encodes 352 amino acids. The transcript has 2 exons. Gene Ontology annotation, cellular component: plasma membrane. NCBI's taxonomy places the organism in Eukaryota, Metazoa, Chordata, Mammalia, Rodentia, Cricetidae. Gene Ontology annotation, molecular function: protein binding. The record is from RefSeq and is a predicted model, not a curated record.
CUUGGAGCUGGAAGAGAGAAGGACCAAGUCAUACUCUGGAAGAAGCCCCGUGCCUUCAGAUGUUUUUCUGCCUGACCGUUGACAUGGCUCUCCUCAUCCUGCUGUUCCUGCUGCCAAGCCCCUUACAUUCCCAUCCCACUUGUGAUCUCUCCAAAGCCACCAGCUUGCUGGAAGUCAACUGUGAGAACCAGGGGCUCACAGCAUUGCCUAUGGAUCUACCAGCAGACACAGGCAUCCUCCACAUGGGCAAGAACAAACUGGGUACCUUCUCCACAGUAUCCCUGGUGAAUUUCACUCACCUCACUAAGCUGGACCUGGAGGAGUGUGAGCUGACCAGCCUGCAGACUGAUGAGGAACUGUCCAAGCUGGAUAACCUGAAAUUAUCCCACAAUAAACUGCAAAGUCUGCCCUCCCUAGGCCGGGCACUGCCUGCACUCACUAUCCUUGACCUCUCCUUCAACCAGUUGGAAUCACUGUCUCCUGGUGUCCUGGAAGGUCUAAGCCAACUCCAGGAGCUCUACCUGCAGAACAAUAAUCUGAGGAGUCUGUCCCCUGGACUCUUGAGGUUCACCACCAAGCUGAACAAACUCAAUCUGGCCAACAACAAACUGUGUGACCUACCUGCUGGGCUCCUAGAUGGGCUAGAAGAUCUUGACGCCCUCUACCUUCAAGGGAACCGGCUUCAUACAAUCCCAAAGGGCUUCUUUGGGACCCUCCUCUUGCCUUUUGUUUUUCUCCAUGGCAACAUCUGGUAUUGUGAUUGUGAUAUCCUCUACCUCCGCCACUGGCUCCAGCAAAAUUCCCACAAUGUCUACUUAUGGAAUGAGGGUGAGAAUGUCAAUUCCUUGAGCCCUAAUGUGGCCAGUGUACGAUGUGCCAAUUUAGGCUCCACACCUGUCUACUCCUACCCAGGGAAGGGCUGCUCUACCAGUGGUGAUAGGGAUAUAGAUUAUGAUGACUCUGAUAAUUUCUCUGAUCUACCUGUUACAAGGGCUGAGGUCAAGUUCUCUACUAACACCAAAGCCCAUACUACCCACGGGGGCCUUCUCUUAGAGUCUCCUGCUUCUCCAGACAGCCAAACGCCUUCUUACAAUCCAACACACAAACCCACUAUAUAGAUCCCAGGAUUCACCACACUCCCACAGACCAUGAAAUCCAUUGUAUGCUCUUCUAUUCUAAUACCCAAAACUAUACCUACCCAUCAUCACACCAUUCACCCUACAGCCUACCUUUACCCUGACUAGCUCAGAGCCCAGUACCACACCAAAGCUUACCACCUCCACUCUGACUAUGCCAGAGCCCAACACAUCCACCCUGGGUAUCUGGGAGGCCAGCAUCAACCUAGUGUCCACCACCUCCACCCUAAAUACCCCAGAGCCCAGCAGCACUACCCCAACCACCCAAGAGCCCAUCACCAUCCCAACCACUCCAGUGUCCACCAUCACCCCAGUGUUCAUGACCACAUGGGUGUCUACCCCAAGUGAGACCCUUUCAGAACUAUUUUUUUUU